GUUACCGACAAUCUAUUCUCGCAAGGAACUAUUCCUCAGGAUCUUGUUGCUGUCUCGUUCGAGCCCACCACGUCAGACUCCAUUACCAACGGUGAGCUGACGUUCGGAGGCACCGAUUCAAGCAGGUUCACUGGCUCCAUCAGCUUCGCCCCUCUCACUACCACAUCACCUGCAUCGGCUUUCUGGGGUAUUGAUGAGAGCAUCACCUAUGGCACGUCGAAGACUAGCAUCCUCACCGAGACCGCCGGUAUCGUCGAUACCGGAACCACGCUGCUUUUAAUUGCCUCAGACGCCUUGACUCGCUACCAGAGCGCCACGGGUUCUGUGGAGGACGAGACUACUGGCCUUCUCCGCGUCACCACAGCCCAAUUUACAAACCUGCAGAGCCUGUUCUUCAACAUUAACGGCGUGACGUAUGAGUUUACCGCGAACGCCCAAGCAUGGCCGAGGGCGCUGAACACAGCGAUUGGCGGGAACACCGACAGCAUUUACCUCAUUGUCGGUAGCAUUGGCACACCAACCGGCGAGGGCCUCGACUUCAUCAAUGGUCAGGCCUGGCUGGAGCGGUUCUACGCUGUCUUCGAUACUACGAACAGGCAGGUGGGAUUCGCUACGACUUCCUUCACCGAUGCGACGACGAACUGA
Phanerochaete carnosa HHB-10118-sp is the source of this 645-nucleotide messenger RNA. RefSeq lists its product as uncharacterized. NCBI's taxonomy places the organism in Eukaryota, Fungi, Basidiomycota, Agaricomycetes, Polyporales, Phanerochaetaceae. The transcript has 6 exons. The annotation marks the transcript as partial. The record is from RefSeq and is a predicted model, not a curated record. Gene Ontology annotation, molecular function: aspartic-type endopeptidase activity. Gene Ontology annotation, biological process: proteolysis.